Molecule: messenger RNA, 2641 nt
Organism: Austrofundulus limnaeus
Lineage: Eukaryota; Metazoa; Chordata; Actinopteri; Cyprinodontiformes; Rivulidae
Gene: cdk8
Product: cyclin dependent kinase 8
Exons: 13
Coding region: 353-1747 (464 amino acids)
Biological process (GO): protein phosphorylation
Cellular component (GO): nucleus
Molecular function (GO): protein serine/threonine kinase activity; ATP binding
Source: RefSeq, a predicted model, not a curated record
ACUUUACGACGUUUUACGACACUGCCGUCGUAAACCGACCGAAGUGCGUCUCUUUGGAGCAGAUACCGGUUGGGGAGAAACGCAGCAACAACAGAAAGAAAUCUAACAUUUGGAUUCGCUUUCACCUGGACUAUCUCCGAGCGUCGCGCACCCCGGUCCGGAGCAAUAAAAUCGACCCGAAAACUCGAUGCGGAAGCCGGGUGUAAAGGAGGAAAAAGGCACGCUGCUGGGGAAGGCAACUAUCUGAGAUACCAAAAAACCCCGAGCUCAGGCGGUGGAGGAGCCCAGCUGCCUUAAAAUAAUUUUUUAAAAAAAAGGAAGGCACACUUUUUCAACCCAAACCGAGGUGAAAAUGGACUAUGACUUUAAAGUGAAGCUGACCGGCGAAAGAGAGCGUGUCGAGGACCUGUUCGAGUACGAAGGAUGUAAAGUGGGAAGAGGCACCUACGGUCAUGUGUACAAGGCGAAGAGAAAAGAUGGGAAGGAUGAUAAGGACUACGCCCUCAAGCAGAUUGAAGGCACUGGUAUCUCCAUGUCAGCCUGCAGAGAGAUUGCACUGCUGCGGGAGCUGAAACACCCCAACGUCAUCUCACUGCAGAAGGUUUUCCUGUCACAUGCGGACCGUAAAGUGUGGCUGCUGUUUGACUACGCAGAACAUGAUCUAUGGCACAUUAUUAAGUUUCACAGAGCCUCCAAGGCCAACAAGAAGCCACUUCAGCUGCCUAGAGGAAUGGUCAAAUCUUUGCUCUACCAGAUUCUGGAUGGCAUCCAUUAUCUCCACGCCAACUGGGUCCUCCACAGAGACCUUAAACCAGCAAACAUUUUAGUGAUGGGAGAAGGACCUGAGAGGGGUAGAGUAAAGAUUGCGGACAUGGGGUUUGCUCGUCUCUUCAAUUCACCGUUGAAGCCUUUAGCUGAUCUCGACCCUGUAGUGGUCACUUUCUGGUACAGAGCACCUGAACUGCUGCUGGGGGCUCGGCACUACACCAAAGCCAUCGACAUCUGGGCGAUCGGCUGCAUUUUCGCGGAGCUGCUAACGUCUGAGCCCAUAUUCCACUGUCGCCAGGAGGAUAUCAAGACCAGCAACCCGUACCACCACGACCAACUGGACCGAAUCUUUAAUGUUAUGGGCUUUCCUGCUGAUAAAGACUGGGAGGACAUCAAAAAGAUGCCGGAGCACUCCACACUGAUGAAAGACUUUAGAAGGAACACAUACACAAACUGCAGCCUUAUAAAAUACAUGGAAAAACAUAAAGUUAAACCAGACAGUAAAGCAUUCCACUUGCUGCAAAAGCUAUUGACCAUGGACCCCAUCCGUAGAAUCACAUCUGAGCAGGCGAUGCAGGACCCCUACUUUUUAGAAGAACCUCUACCCACCUCUGAUGUGUUUGCAGGUUGUCAGAUUCCUUAUCCCAAGAGAGAGUUCCUGACAGAAGAGGAGCCCGAGGACAAAGGAGACAAAAAGAACCAGCAGCAGCAACAGGGAAACAACCACACAAAUGGGGCGGGGCAUACUGGCAACCCAGAAAAUAGCCACGCCCAGGGCCCACCUCUGAAGAAAGUGCGAGUUGUCCCUCCCACCACUACCUCAGGUGGCCUCAUAAUGACCUCAGACUACCAGCGCUCUAAUCCACAUGCUGCCUACCCGAACCCUGGACCAAGCACAUCACUGCCACAAAGCAGCAUGGGAUACUCCUCUACCUCCCAACAGCCGCCCCAGUACUCCCACCAGUCCCACCGUUACUAAAACAACCCCUCUCACAAGAAAACACACAUUUUUAGACACACGUACACACAGCCCUAACCAUGCUCACCUGAACGAAUGUACCGAGGGAUGUGGGGAUGUCCCGACGCAACAAACCUUCCCAGCAACCAACAACCCCCUCCCCUCUUCCCAUCCUACAGAGGGCACUAUCUGCUGCGUUUAAUUAGUCCAGAAAGUCAAAAGACUUCACCUGUUUCAGACUUCACACCACAAUCCCAGUAUUAGAAAUACAGCGUAGAGCAAAGGAUGUUAGGUAGAACACAAGGCAGGAGGAUAAACAAAAGCAAAAAAAAAAAAAGUGAACCUCUACCAUUACUCACAGUAAACACAAAGAAGAUGGCUUGGUUUGGAGGACACACAUUAACCUGUUGUGCCAUCUCCUUCUUUCCUCUGCUUCAGUUCCUCUCAUCCUGUCAWAGCUUGGAUGAGCCGAAAGCUGCUWUGUGACUGCCAGCGUUGACAGGUUCUCAGUCUGUCAGUCCUCCUGUCUGUUUAUUUUUCUGUGUAUGGGCCACAGCUGAGGACUGAACUGAGCUGCUAAGAAGCAUACAAGGACAUUGAUGACCUCCACACAGUUGUGGAAUAGAGGGGUUUUUGUUCAGAAAGGACAAAAAAAAAAACAAAAAAAACAAACAAACGUGAUUUUAGUAGUUUAUAAUUUAAUCUGUUGUCAUGGUUUUGUUUUCAUGACAAGAGUAGCAUAGCAGCUUGUGUGACAUGAGCACUUGGCUGAUGUAUGCUGUGGGUAAGCCUUACGACAUGACGACAAAACCAACCAAUCGCAUGGAGGAUGGCAGAUGGAACAUGCAUUGUACUGUAUUGCAUUGAAAUAUUUUACAUGAAACAAGUAUCCUGACAAUAAAAGUGGAAACAUUU